Engraulis encrasicolus (European anchovy) is the source of this 5015-nucleotide messenger RNA. It is a transcript of the gene zfr2, whose product is annotated as zinc finger RNA binding protein 2. Gene Ontology annotation, molecular function: zinc ion binding; double-stranded RNA binding; single-stranded RNA binding. The transcript is spliced from 19 exons. The record is from RefSeq and is a predicted model, not a curated record. The coding region runs from base 23 to 3211 and encodes 1062 amino acids. Gene Ontology annotation, cellular component: precatalytic spliceosome. NCBI's taxonomy places the organism in Eukaryota, Metazoa, Chordata, Actinopteri, Clupeiformes, Engraulidae.
CAGCGGUUCUGAAAAUGUCAAGAUGGCUGCAAGUAAUUAUUAUGGGUUCACACAUGGUGCCGGUCCUCAGUACAGCACGCAGCCUCCCAAUGCAUACUCGCACCCGACCUCAGCCAGUUACAGUGUGCAGCCGGCAGCUGGGGUGGCCCAUGCUGUGACAGCAUCGUACGCCCCAGCCCCAAGCCCUCAGGCAGGCCGGCCUGUGGCGUCUGCCCCCUACCCUGGGUAUCAGACCCAGCCAGCUCCAGAGUACAACUACCGCCAGCCGGAAACCACACCGCAGCCUACAACUGUACCACAGACCUACCAAGUCUUCACAGAGGCGGAUAACUACGCCUAUGGCCGUGCUGCGUCUGUGGGCGCGUAUGAGAAUAAGCAGUACUAUCAGACCACUGCAGCCCCUGCCCAGCACACCGCUACUGAAACCUACUUUCAGCAAGGGUUGAAAAGUGGCUACAGCGCGGUCAGCACAAGCUACAGCCAGCCGCCGCCCCCUCAGCGUCAGGUGACCGCCUUAAAGCCCAUCGCCCCGGCCAGCUCCGUGGCAUCCAGCUACAGCAUCUACCCACCGCCAGCCUCCACCAGCGUCCAGCUGCCCCCCACCCCCACCCCCACCCCAACCCCCGUGUCCACCUACACCCACACCCCCAGCUCCUCCUACAGCGUCAACUCCACGCCUGCGGCCACCUCUUACUCCGGCAUCAGCUACUCCAGUUAUGAUUCGACUGGAGGUUACACCUCCACCGCGUCUUACUACCAGGCAGCCCAGGCCCAACCACAGCCUCCCCCACAGUCCCAGCCCCAGCCCCAGCCUCAGGCCCACCCUCAGCCCCAUCCCCAGGCCCAGCACCAUCCCCAGCCACCUCCUCCCCAGCAGCCCCCCACCAAGCAGCUGACCAGCUCCUCCUGGAGCACUGUGGGCAGCACCAUGGCCACCUCCUCCCCGGCCCACAACUCCUACAAGAAGCCGGCGUUCCACCAGAGCAAGCUGCAGAAGCCCAAGGGCCCCCCCAAGCAGCCACAGCUGCACUACUGCGACAUCUGCAAGAUCAGCUGUGCAGGACCACAGACGUACCGCGAGCACUUAGAGGGCCAGAAGCACAAGAAGAAGGAGGCCACGCUGAAGACGGGCAGCCAGGCGAGCAGCGGGCCGCGUGGGGCCCAGACCCAGCUGCGCUGCGAGCUGUGCGACGUCUCCUGCACCGGGGCGGACGCCUACGCCGCACACAUACGCGGCGCCAAGCACCAGAAGGUGGUGAAGCUGCACACGAAGCUUGGCAAGCCCAUUCCCUCUACUGAGCCGGUGUUGGUGAACUCUGCGGCAGUGACCACUACAGUGAGCGCUGGAAAGCCCGCCGCUCCCAGCGUCACAUCCUCUGCUGUUACUGCUGUUACUGCCACCUCCGCUACCACCGCCGCUGCUGCUACCACCACACCUGUUGCUACUAAAGCUGCUCUACACACCACCGCAAAGGCCUCAACACCCGCAAAAAAGCCCGUCCCUCCCAAAGCACCAGCCGUCGCUAGCAAACCUGCGAUGCCUGCUGCUGCUGCAGUAGUGAAGAUGGAGGUGUCCAAAGCGGCAUCCGCAGCGAGGGCUGAAGACAUGAGUGAAGAUGAUGACGAGGGGGACAGCGUUAGUGGCCAGGGGGACAUCCAGCCUGUGGGACACGACUACGUGGAGGAGGUUCACAAUGAGGACGGAAAGAUCAUCCGUUUCCACUGCAAGCUGUGCGAGUGCAGCUUCAAUGACCCCAAUGCUAAAGAGAUGCAUCUGAAGGGACGCAGGCACCGGCUGCAGUACAAGAAGAAGGUGAACCCAGAGCUGCCGGUGGAGAUCAAGCCGAGUAACCGUGCCCGUAAGGUGCAGGAGGGGAAGCUGCGGAAGGCCAAGCAGAGGGCCGGCCUGAAGAGACAGCAGGAGGACGAGCAGCGCUGGCACAUGGAGAUGAGUCGGCGCUAUGAGGAGGACCUGUACUGGAGGAGGAUGGAGGAGGAGCAGCUGUACUGGGGGGAGCAGCAGAGGCACAGGAUGGCGCCUCCUCCGCUCAUGAGCCGCCCCGGCAUGCCCGUCCCUCCACUCCUGCAGCCUGUGCGGCGGCCCGUGUCCCCCGAUGACCGCCACAUCAUGGCCAAGCACGCAGCCAUCUACCCGGUGGAGGAGGAACUGCAGGCCGUCCAGAGGAUCGUCUCGCACGCCGAGAGGGCCCUCAAGCUGGUCUCCGACUCCCUGCUGGAGAAGGAGACCAGCACCGAGGACGCCAAAGACGACGCAGAGCCAGCCAAAGCCAGCGCUGACCCCCAGGCGAGGAUGUUGAAGGGGGUGAUGCGCGUGGGGAUCCUGGCCAAGGGCCUGCUGCUCCACGGCGACCGAGACGUCCAGCUCAUCCUGCUGGCCUCCAAGAAGCCCACCCUCUCGCUCCUCAUGACGGUUGCCGAGCAACUGCCCAUCCAGUUAGCGACAUUUUCUGAGGAUCAGUAUGAGGUGCAGGCUCACCCAGACGAAGCCAACAUCGUGAUUUUUUCGAGCAAGGAACCAAAAAUGCAGGUCACCAUCUCUCUUACGUCGCCCGUGAUGAGGGAAGACCCUGCCCCUGGCCUCAGCUCGGAGGAAGAGGCAGGAGCCAGAGAGGCGGCCCAGAAAGUAGAGACAGAAACAGAAACAGACCCACCAGACGUUCUUGGCAAGAAGAAAUGUUUAGAGUACCUUGCAUCUCUGCGUCAUGCCAAAUGGUUUCAGGCUCGUGCCAACGGCCUCCAGUCCUGUGUGAUCAUCAUCAGGGUGCUGCGGGACUUCUGCCAGCGAGUGCCAACCUGGGCCAAGAUGCCAAGCUGGGCCAUGGAGCUGCUUGUGGAGAAGGCCAUUAGAAGUGCCUCAGGCCCUCUGAGUCCAGGAGAGGCCAUGCGCAGGGUUCUAGAAUGCAUCUCCACCGGAAUCCUUUUGUCAGAUGGUCCUGGUCUCAUGGACCCCUGUGAGAAAGACCAGACUGACGCCCUGGAGGGGAUGAGCAGACAAGCCAGAGAGGAGAUCACUGCAAGUGCACAGCAUGCCCUGCGACUCCUGGCCUUUCGGCAGAUCUACAAGGUGCUGGGCAUGGACUCCCUGCCCUCGUCGAAGGCCGGCAUCCGGAACCGCAAGAGGAGGAGGGACGGUAGCGAAGCAGGGGAGGGCGAGGGGGAGGGCAAGAAAGACAAAAAGGAGGAGUUAUAAAAAAAACAAAAACACGCUUUUCAACCUCGCCAGCGUUAAAGUGCAAUUCAUCGGCCGGCAUUAGCAUGGUGUAUGCCCUCUCUCUCUUCUGAUCUAUACUAUAUUCUAUCUACACAGACACCUUAAAACACUGCUACUAUUGUUUUCCACAAGGUACUGUACUGUAAGGUUGACUUUGAUUGUAGUCACCUCUGAUUUUUGCUGUCACUGAAGCUAGACGAAUAACAUAGCAUCAUUCCACGAUUAUAAAGCAGGUGACAGAGUAGCUGCUGAAGAUCCCAAAUGAGUAAUCCGAUAAUAUAUAUUUUUUGUAUUAUUACUGACUUUACAUGUAGAUUUUAGACAUUUCCAGACAUCUCGUCACGUAUAUAAUCCCACCACAACUGGUCAGUUCUAGGCUUAUUAACUCACUAAAGCUAUCAAUAAGAUGUGAUCUACAAAGAAAAGAAGCACUAUUUGUUUCAAAGGCAAGAAGCCAAGAAAAGAAUAUAACACAUUCAGAGUCAUUUUAAAAAGUAACAAUUAUUAACGAUUUAACUUGUGAGGGAACUUAUAGGUAACAUAUACCUUAGUGGUAUUUUAAAAAGGACAAAUAUUACUCUCUCUCUCUGAAGCACCUUUCCACAUAGUGGCAAGAUGUUCUUUCCGUGUGGUUGUUUGUAAAACAGACGCACGACUUGUGAGGUUCUACGUUGUGAAAAUAAGAAUGUAUACCAAAAUAAACUCAAUACAUUUUAAGUGAAACCAUAGGAUUAUUAUUAGUGCUGAAGCAGUUACUAUUGUCUCAGUUUUUGGGACUUGAGUAUAUUUAGAUUUUGUUAAGUUGCACAAUUGAGAACCAAGGCAUGCUGCAAAUAUGGCACUUUCAGAGGGACACCAGUGGUGUUGUGUGGAGAGGAAAGGUGGCAUCGGUUAGCUUUUAAAGGUGGAGUAUGUCAUUUUUGAGCAGUUAAUUUCCAGAAUUUAUGUGAUUCAAUCACAUCGUAUUCAUGUAUAUUUACGACCCCCGUCUAUUUCUAAAUAUUCAUUAUGAAUAGUCAUUAUGCCCACCAUUGUGAAUUUACAGUUAUACACAUCAUUGGCUUUAAAACUUGUUGUACUGUACUUGUUUCAGACCAGUAUACAUACACAAUAUAUAUAUAUGUAUUAGUAAAUAUUCAUGAAAAUACACAUUUGUGAAUGAGCAGCAUACAUGUUGAAAACAAGUGACUGAAUUACAUACUCUACCUUUAAACGCCCUGUUGGUGUUGGUGUGGGCCUUAUGAAAGAAACUGGUUCACGUGAACCGCAUAGAGGCGAGAAAAUGUGGGUGGUGUUUCUUCUCUCAGUGGUUUUAAGACUGAUGUUUGAGCGUUUGUUCCUUUUGCCUGAAGUUGUGUGAAGGGAUGUACAUGUGUGUGUGUAGUCGGGGUGAGUUUUCAUGCUUUCUAAGCAUGGAGACUCUGGAAAGCGAAUAUUUUUAUGACUUGACAUGUGCCAUGCAAUAUGCAUAGCUCCAGUCCCUUAAAAAAAAGAGUUGAUGACAAACAUUUAUCCUGUUCUCCUGGGAACAGGAUUCUGACAUGUUAGUGUCUGUUGGGUGUGUUUUCACUGUUUUAAAAAAGACUUAAUCUACUUAAUGUCUGUCAGAUUAUUAUUGUUUGUUGUUUUCACUAAUUUUCCCCUUUUAUAGUACUGGUAUACUGUGUUACAAUCAUCUGUUUUUACAGAUAUUGUUUAAGACUGUGGGCAUAGCCUAUGUAAUUUCAAAGUCUUUGUAGUGUUGCCUAACCAAUACAAUAUUAAACAUAUGUAUGAAAAAGUU